GAGGGUCAGACGGUAUAUUGUAUCGAUACAUCCUCGGUCACACUGCCGGACAUCAAAUGAUAACAAAAUAAUUAAAAAUCGCCUAAUUGACGAUUAAUGGAAGCAAUGGGGGACCAACUGAUACUGGCCACCGGUGGAUACGAUCACACAAUCAAGGUGUGGCAAGCCCAUACCGGCAACUGCAUCAAGACCAUGCGUUUUGUUGAGACUUCCCAAGUAAAUGCCCUAGACCGCACGCCAGACAAAACGCGCCUGGCGGCCUGUGGCUAUCAGUGCAUCCGUCUGUACGACCUGGAAUCCAAUUGCACCGCUCCGGUGAUAAACUUUGAUGGCGUACAGAAAAAUGUGACGCGCCUGGGCUUCCAGGAAGACGGUAACUGGAUGUUCACCGCAGGCGAGGACCAUCAUGUGCGAAUCUGGGACAUGGUCUCGGCACCUCCCCACUGCUCGCGGGUAUUCGACUGCGAGUCACCAGUGAAUGCCGCAUGUUUGCACCCCAACCAGGUGGAGAUCGGCAUGGGCUCACAGAACGGCAACGUCUUCCUGUGGGAUGUCAAGUCGGAGAAGCACGAAUGCAUCGUUCCCGAGGUGGAUGCAUCCAUUCAGGACGUGGCCAUCUCCCCCGACGGACAUUACCUGGCGGCGGCCAACAACAAGGGCAACUGCUACAUCUGGUCGCUGUGCAGCAGCCCCGACCAGAAGAUGAGCACAAUGCGGCCCACAAAGAAGAUACCGGCGCAUAGCCGCUACAUACUGCGCUGCAAGUUCAGCCCCGACUCGCGCCUUCUGCUGACCACCUCCGGCGAUGGGACGGCGUGUCUCUGGAAGACCUCGGACUUCAGCAAGUGGCGCGAGCUUUGCAUUGAGAACUACUGGGUGUGGGAUGCCGCCUUCAGUGCAGACUCCAAAUGGCUCUUCACCGCGUCCUCGGACGGGGUGGCUCGUCUGUGGAAGCUGGAGACAAAGACUCCCACCAGGGAAUACACCGGCCACACCAAGGCUAUCACUGCCCUGUCCUUCAAGGAUGAGAUUAUAAGAAAGGUUAAUCAUUAGCUGCUAGCAUCAUCGAUAUAGAACGUUCUCUGCUGUGGUCUUGUUGGGAAUAUACUACCUACUCUUUCUUUAAUAUAUUCAUACAGAUAUUGCAUUUAAGUUCUGGUAAACGAUAAUCUGGAGCAUCUACUAUAUAUCCCAGUCCUUCUUUGAUUUGUAGGUCCUCUUACUCUCGACCUAGGGCCUAGUUUUUAAGGUAAAUUGUGUACUGAAAUCAAAUGUUCUUCAAACGAUCUAAGUAAGUCUGAGAAUGCUUCUGAAUUGAGUAAUUUCCAAAAUAUUUCCAAAGUUCUUUGAUACGGAAUUUGAACCAUCACAAUAAUACAGAAUAUAAUUAAACCAAAUCCAAAUUUCCGCAACCACAAAGCGAGACAAUCGGCAAUGGGCAGGCAUAUCAUAUUGAAGGCAACUCUUAGGCUCUGGCAAAUAAUUUGGCAAUUUUUGGAGGCAGUUAACGUAGAUUAGAACACAGCGAUUCCCAUCAUCAACUAGAACUGAACUGAACCAACCAUCAUCCCAAUCGAAUCGGGGGACAUACCCCCAAUCGCAAUUCAACGAUAGUUCAGCAAAAGAAAAACAAAACUAAAAUGAGAAAGAAAGAAAAACUAAUUUUGAAACUACCUCUGGAAAUGAGCGCUUGGCUUUUGUAGCGACUUUUUCAUACAUAAUUUAUAUAAGCCUUUGAUAUAUGUAUAUCAUUAUAUUGUAUUGUAAUACGGACUAAACUAAAUCGUUUAUGUGAAAUGUAAUUUUGAAUAAAAUCCUAAUAAAUAUACAAAUA
Molecule: messenger RNA, 1834 nt
Organism: Drosophila obscura
Lineage: Eukaryota; Metazoa; Arthropoda; Insecta; Diptera; Drosophilidae
Product: protein LST8 homolog
Exons: 3
Coding region: 97-1053 (318 amino acids)
Biological process (GO): TOR signaling; regulation of actin cytoskeleton organization
Cellular component (GO): TORC2 complex; TORC1 complex
Molecular function (GO): protein binding
Source: RefSeq, a predicted model, not a curated record